Capsicum annuum is the source of this 670-nucleotide messenger RNA. RefSeq names its product protein TAP1-like. The coding region runs from base 204 to 503 and encodes 99 amino acids. The record is from RefSeq and is a predicted model, not a curated record. Lineage: Eukaryota; Viridiplantae; Streptophyta; Magnoliopsida; Solanales; Solanaceae. The transcript has 2 exons.
CAAUGUGAACUAUAAUUACUUAUGGUAUAUUACCAAUACGAGUUACUAGUCUAAUAUUUAUGAUCAAAGUAUUACCAAAAAAAAAUUGUAUAGUCUAAUCUCAUUAGCCGAUUGCAUUAUCUUUGGUUAUAAAUAGUGUUGCUUUAAAGUCUGUCAAUCACCCACAAACAAAAAUAUAAAAAAGAAUACAUAUAUUACAAAUCAUGAAUUUCACAAAGGUUUUAACAUUGCCAUUUUUCCUUUUUAUGAUUUUUGUAGCAAUUAUGAAUGCUAGUGGUACAAAUGCUUUUACUUGUGAAGAAAAAUGUGAGAAUUUUUGUGUCUUCGAUCCUAUUUGUACAUCGCGUUGCAUUGAUAAGACUUGUCAUCCUCCUUCCAUUUCUUCUAAAGCAUUGAUUAAUUGUAAGAUUGCUUGUUCGAUGGAACGUUGCUUCAAAUUUAAACGAGAUGAGGAGCUAAUGAGCAGCUGCCGGAAGGAGUGUUCAACAAAACAUUGCACCUAAUUACAAAGGCGUGUACUACUAUGCUAAUUGUUUAGCAAUAGCAAAUCAGAAAAUAAACUUGAUGAAUGAAAUGUAAUCACGAUUUAUGUUGUUAAUGAGGUACUAUGGUGAAUUCUCCAUCUUUUGAUUUGCAACCUUCAUUUGCAUCUCCUUGUAUCUCCUAAUAA